CUGGGUAAAACCUCGUCAUCACUAGGUCCAGAUUUUUCCAAGACUUUGGUUUAUGACAAAAAGAACUGCAGCACUGUGACCAGAUCACAUCAGCUUGAUAACUUUAGCAUUUGGUGUAAGGCACCACAGGAAUAUGAGGCUGUAGUGUAGCUUCACACUCGGGAGGAUAAACGAUAAUUGAGUGAUUUUCCAGCUUCAGCAAUUCUAUUUAUUGUUGAAUUCUUUUUUACAACCACUGCACAGUCGAAAAUGUGAUCCAAAUGUUAACCAAGUUAAUUGUUUCUCCUCUAUAGCACCUUUAACCAUCAUCCUGGGUGUAGUGGCUACUCUGCUGGUCAUUUCUGUCAUAGUGCUAGUUGUAAUGAUUAGGAAGAACAAGAAGAAGAAGAAGGAGAAGAAGAAGAAGAAAGGCAAUUAUGAAGUUGCUGUCUAUAAUCCUAAUGGCAUCAACUUCUUACCAGGAUACGAAUCCCCAGACGUGCUGGGGACUUGUAAAGAUGAUGAGUCCCAUGUGUACGAAGAGAUUGAUGACACUCUCGUCUACACACACCUGCUGAAAAGGGGUGCAGAGACUGGCAACUAUGAAGAAACAUAUAAACCUGUUUCAGGACACAGAGACUCUCAAAAGCCACUGCUCUCAUCACAGCAGGGCCCUCCACGCCCCAACAAGCCACCAAGCAAAAUCCUAACCCCGGUGGACAAUACAAUUUACCAGAAUAUGAUUUACCAGCCUAAGGAUCAAAGUGAGGACGAACAGCUCCCGAAUCUGGGGCCUCGACUGGAGCUAGAGGGAAGCAACUGAGCAGAAGACUGGACUCAGCUUUUUGAUUUUUCUCUUGACCCACUUGAACUUUGGGAUAUUCAUUCCCUGUGUGAUUGAUCGCUGUUCAGCCUCACAAAGCACCUUUUCUGAGUGCAGCUUUUGCACUAAAGUGAGGCACACACAAACAACCUGUCUGCAGCUGUUACAACGUUUUGUCCCAGAUUAAAGGCUCUUUUAUUGCAAAAGUUGCUCUCAAUCAUCCCCUGUAGCUGCAUCUGACAUAAAACAUAUUUAUUUCGUAGUAAGGUCAAAUAUAUUGCUUUUUUAAUGUGUCACGACGGGAUGAGUCCUUUGUCCUCAUCGGAGACUAGUGGCAUAAUUCCCCUGCAAUUAAACUGCAUUUCAGUGUAUUUUAUUUUUAAUUUCAGUGUAGUUAUUUGACUGCAAUAACUUAAAGCAGAUACACUGGAAUAAUGGGGUGAGAAGUCAGGUUUUUACAGAAAACAGAAAUUAUUUAAUUUAAUUUUAAGUAGUGCACAAGUAAUUUUAUAAAGUUCAUGACUUAUUUAUUAGUAUUACAGAAUAUCAGGUAUUUUAAAGGAAAGGGGAGAAAUUAACUACAUUUAAGUAGUGCAU
Molecule: messenger RNA, 1399 nt
Organism: Haplochromis burtoni (Burton's mouthbrooder)
Lineage: Eukaryota; Metazoa; Chordata; Actinopteri; Cichliformes; Cichlidae
Product: CUB domain-containing protein 1
Exons: 2
Coding region: 362-802 (146 amino acids)
Source: RefSeq, a predicted model, not a curated record